Molecule: messenger RNA, 5809 nt
Organism: Pseudo-nitzschia multistriata
Lineage: Eukaryota; Bacillariophyta; Bacillariophyceae; Bacillariales; Bacillariaceae
Source: the annotation of a GenBank genome assembly
CCUACUCCCCCACGGCAUUCGAAAGCUCUUUUAAUUCUCUUUUUAACCAUGAUGUGCUUACCAUACUUACUAAGAAGCGUCCAUUGGGGACAAAGACAUACUAGCUGUUUGAGUGAGUUGAACCUCUCUUGAUGUUCUACAUGUUUUUCUACUGUGUGUGGAUUUUGGGACAUCUAAUUACUGUGUAAUGACUAGUGGGAUUAAAAAAUUCACUUUGUACUACCAGUACAGCUCCAAUUACACGUGUUGAAGCAAAAAUAAGACAGUGAGGAGCACGUGUGCGCAAAACUAUUUGGUCACCCCCCAGACCCCCCGUCCUCUUUGAGAAGCUAUUACAGUCAAAACUAUUUUAGUCUUUUUAAUGGUUCGACUUCCAUGAUUGUAUUUCAUCUUAAAUCCUACUGUCAACACAGUACAGUACCGUAGAAGGUUGUACACUACGGUAGGCAAAAUAAUUUUUGGGAUGCGAAAGACAAUGGUUCCCGCGAGAAUUUCCCCCCGCUUACUGUUAUUUUGUUAUUUUGUACCAUUGCAGACAAUCGCAUCGGAAGACGCUUACGUCAUCAUUCGCAAUCCGUAUCCUUAUCAAAAUAAAAUACAGUACAUUAGUACCAUAGUACCAUAUGUACUAUCAGGACCGUACAACAUUGAUUUACAGUUAAAAUCUGACGACAUGAAAGAACCAAUAAGAACAGAGCAUGUCACGAUGUCGUUUUACCGAAAACCGUAAACGUAAACCGUUGGGAAAGGGAACAAUAUCUGUCGUGCAAAUUGGAACACUGAAACCGAAAAAUUACAGUAUUCUGUAGUCGGACUCGUACGAACCUCGAGCGCUCCUUGUGUCAAACACGAGUUUUUACUCAUCGAAAAAGGAACAAUGUUUUGACACUUUCAAUUUGUUUCUUCGGGAGAAUUAUCAACAAGAACAAAGGAACUAGAAAAAGCUGGAAUAUUUGAGGAGCAAGAUAGAUUUCAUUUCGGUAAUUAAAGCAAAGGAGUGAAACGACCAGAUACUUCCCUUUUCGCUUCAUAACGCGGGUGUUCUUUUCAUCAGAUUGCGUUCGCAAGCCAAAACGAUGACGAGGUUUUCCUCUUCGAGUAAAACGGUGUUUUUUUUUUCAUCCAGUCACUCGUUGCGAUCUGCGAUGACGUUGAUUGUGAUGGUGAUAAUUUUGGAUGCCACGUUGGGAUUUCAGAACAAUUUUGUUCGCAUCCAGAAUCCRUCGCUGGUUGGAAAAUCAAUCCCACUGAUGACACCGGGUGGAAAACAUAGUCUUAUGAACACCGUUUUUUUCAAUCUCCCCAGUGGUAUGGAGGAAGAUCCUCUGGAAGGAGAUCGCAGACAAAGAGAUCGUUUUACGUACGAGAAAAGAUACGUUGCGCAUAAAAAGAAGGACCCAGAACCGUCACCGCCAACAACCUCGAAUCAACAACAGCCAGAAAAACCGCGCCUCGUGAGGCCAAGGAAUGCAAACGAAUCUACUAAUGGGAAUGAACGCAAGGCCACAACAACAACUGUGGGAGGUGUCAACAUGGAAUUGAAGGAUCCUAAGGAGCGCGUUCUUGUGAGACAUGCUACGGCCUCUUCGGCAUAUGCGGUAGAUGCUUUCAAAGGUAAAAAGAAAAAAAUUAUUAAGCCAUGGAGGUCUGGUAGGAAAAAGCAUAAAAAAUGGCAAAACAACACUGGCGGACUCGGGCGAGAGGCAUACGGCGAAGAACUGAGAAUUGAAUUGAAAAACAAACCAAAGAGAAAACGUCUGGUUGUUGCUCAAUCGGGCAAUGCAGAUGCCGCGAAGUCUUUGAUUUCGGGAGGAUCUCUUUCGGCUGAAGAUGUCGCCGAGGAAAGACGCUAUAGACUGAGAAAGGAACGUGACCCCAACGGUAAGAUCAUCUACGACAAGGACGACGAUGAAGACGAUUAUGAUGAAUUCGGUAACUACAUCGGCGACCUUGAUGACGUCGUCGACGAAGGUAACGUUGGCGUUGCCGACGAACUAGAAGGCGAGAGAUAUGCUGACGACAACGAAGGCAUACCGAAUUUAGUUCGACAGAAAAAGUCUAUGGUUAGGCAGCCGGAAGAUGAAGGUACUGAGUCGCCAAAUUUGGUGAGGCUCUCGACCUCAAUGGUAAGACAGCCUAAGGAUGACAAGGAUGACGAACCAAACUUAGUUCGACUCUCAUCAUCUGUAGUCAGGAAAUCCGACGAUGAAAGCGAAAGCGGACGGAACCUCGUAAGGCUCGAUUCUUCGAUAGUGAAAGAACCAGAAGAAAAAGCUGAAGGAGAGCUCAGAUUUUACUCUCGGACUGAAACUGUAGACGAAGAAAAUGAUGAAGGAAAUCAGCGCCUCGUCAGAGCCGUUCCGGCAUCCCCAUCGUCUUCUCGUAAUGGACCAAAAUUGGUACGACCAAACUUCAUGAAAGAGAGAGAUACUGGACCAAAACUGACCAAACCGAACAUUGUUAGAGCKAAAGCACGUGGUCCGAAACUGGUAAAACCUAACCUCUUCCGCGAAAAGGAUGUAGGACCGAAGCUAGUUCGACCAAAUAUCCAGAAGAAAAAAGUGCCUGAACGAAAACUUGUGAGGCCGAAGAUGCAACCUGAUGUCUCCUCUAACGACGAAACGGGUUCGUCGACUGGAAAACAUCGUUUGGUUUCACCAUCAUCUUCAACAGUUAGUAAAAAUGAUUCUCCAAUUCAAGAUUUCAUGUACGGAGCAAACGCUGCUACUAUAAACCCUACGAGUGYCCUUCUUAAGGUCAAGCCUAAGGAAUCUACGACAAGUGUAAUCCACACAUCUACUCCUGUGAAUAAGAGACCAAAACAAAACAUUGAAGUCCCCAACUCCCCCAGUAAUAAUGAUUUAGAAWAUUUAAUGUACGGCUCACAACAAGCGUCAAUAAGUCCCACAUCCGUCGGUCUUGACGACUUGACAUCGGAACAAACCAUUGGAACGCAGACUUCAACCAGGAACAGUUUCACAGGCGGCGAUGUAAUGUCGAAAAACAAAACAAGGAGAUUUGCAGAGGCUCAAGCCAUCUCGAGUAGUAGUACAGCGAUAGAGGAUCUCAUGUAUGGGCAUCAACGGUCUAGCUCUUCGCCUACUGAAGUCAUCCCAGAAAUGAAGCCGACGGCGUUUGUCAGGGCGAAAACGAUUAUUUCCGCAGACGACGACGGUUCGUCGCAAAAGUCAUCCUCUGACAAGUCAACUACGAUAUACCCUGAUGGUGACAAACGGAAGGUUGCCGAAAAACCUCGUCUCGUCCGUGCGUCAAAACAAAAACGAUACGUCAAACCUUCCACUUCGAUCAUGGACAGUGUACCAGACUGGGAUGCUGCCAACCCCAAUUCUAUCACAACAAACCCCACAUCUGUCAAUGCUGCUAAUUCUGCCAUGAGCAUCGAAUCUAAGGUUGAAACCGAAGUUGUUGAACAAAAUAACAAGAAAUAUGUCCGUCCUUCUUCUUCAGUUAUGAGUGAUGCACCAGAUUGGGAUGCCGCUCAGUCGGCGUUUGCAACCUCGAAUCCUGUUGCUGUCAGUGUUGAAUCUACCACAUCACUUAAAUACGGAAAUGAAUCGGAUGCAAAAAAAUUUCAACCUGAAGUCGAAGAAGCCGAAAGCAUGAAAAAUAAGAAGUACUUUCAGCCCUCUUUAUCCUCUAUGGAUGAUGCACCAGACUGGGACGCUUCGAAGUCUGAUUUGACUAUUUCCAACCCUUCUGUUGUGAAUGUAGAUGGAUCUAAUGUAGCAAAUGAAGCGAUUGACUCUUCCAAGGUUCAAAAUCCCAAGCAAAAGAAGUAUGUUCAGCCAUCUGCCUCAUUGAUGGACAACGCCCCAGACUGGGAUGCUGUCCAGCCUGCUUCUACAUCUUCCAACCCCUCUGUCGUUAAUGUUGACGGAUCGCAUGUAGCAGAUGAAGUGGCAGAUAAUUCGAAGAGUCCAAAUCUUAAGAAAAAGAAGUAUGUUCAGCCAUCUGCCUCAUCGAUGGACAAUGCACCAGAUUGGGAUGCAGUCAAGCCAGCUUCGACAUCUUCCAACCCCUCUGUUGUGAAUGUAGAUGUAACAAAAUCGAAGGCAGAAACCAAGGAUGAGUCCGCUAUGGAAGAUUCCGAGAAGAAAAAGAAGUAUGUUCAACCUUCGGCUUCGUUAAUGGAGAAUGCACCAGACUGGGACGCUGUUAACAAUGCUGCGACAUCAUUAAACCCGUCAGUUGUAAAUGUAGAUUUGACAAAAUCAAAGGCAGAACCAAAGGAUGAGUCCGCUAUGCAAGAACCCAAGAAGAAAAAGAAGUAUGUUCAACCUUCGGCUUCAUUGAUGGAGAAUGCACCAGAUUGGGACGCUGUUCAUAAUGCUGCGACAUCAUUUAACCCGUCAGUUGUGAAUGUAGAUAUAACAGAAACCAAGCCAGAACCAAACGACGAGUCCAUAGUGGAAGAACCCCAGAGGAAGAAGUAUGUUCAACCUUCAGUUUCAUUGAUGGAAAAUGCACCAGAUUGGGAUGCGGUUAAGCCAUCCCUUUCAACUUCCAACCCUUCGGUCGUUAGUGUCGUCGUAUCUUCGAGUCCAGAUGCCAAUUCGAAGACUAAUGUUGGAAAGAAUAAAGAGAUAGAUAAUGUGACUGGACAACCUAAGAAACGACGGUACGUCAAGCCUUCUGUUUCCCUGAUGGACAGUGCGCCUGACUGGAACGCUGUCCAGCCUUCCCUUUCAACAUCCAAUCCUUCUGUUGUCAAUGUUGACGGAAUUAAUAGAAUCAGCGGUGGAAAGCGUUUGGUUCGGUCUUCCGUCGUCAAACCGGAUUCGGAAACUGAUCAGAAGACCCGUGCUGCACCAGCCGACAAGCCGUUUGAGUACAAGCAAGUUCAGUCCAUUCCGAAGGAAAAUCCCGCGGGUGCGAAGCCUGUCCGAGAUGAAGAAGCAAAAACUAAACUCCCUGCUUCUAUUGCGCAUGCUGCUGGAAGUACUUCUGAAGGUUGGACUCCUUCUGCUCACUUUCCAACUGAUGACAAGACCAGUAGCCCUGGUGAUCAGGACUCAAAUACGAAAGAGAGCAGGACUAGGAGUGCGCAAUCGAGCACGAUGGAAAAUUAUGAUCCGGAUGCCUUGCCUAGACCAACAGGCGUCAUUCCUCUCACAGUUUCUAGUAGCACACGAGAGAAGACUCAGUUGUUUCGCGAGGAAUAUUCAUUAGAAGCGGUAGAAGAAGAUGCAGAAAAUGACGGAGAAGAAGAGGAAAACCCAUCAUCAUCCUCACGCAGCGAACCGUCGUUGUCGGAACCAGGGAAGAAGAAACUGUUCUUGUACGAUGGCGGGAAUCCUCAGCCGAAAGAACUCUGGGAAUUUAGCAUCGAUGGGUCUGACACGAGACUUGAUCAACGUUCAGAACAAGAAAUGAACACAACUAAGAAAAAGCUAGUCACCUACGAUGGAAAUUCAGGAAGCGAAGCUAUCAGAAGCGCUGUUGUGGAUAACAAGGACAAAAAUAUCAGUGGAAACGGAAAUGGUCGAGAAUCAGAGAAUGGUUCUAAGUUGAAGGAAAAAACUGUUUCUCCCUUUACAAGGGAAGUGAGUGAUAACGAUCAAGCUGCUGGAUCCUCUGCGACAAAACCAGUGAAAAGUUCAACAAACGAUGGUAUUUCUAUUGAUGCAGAGUCAGAAGAUGUUGAGACGUGACAAGCAUACUAGUGUUAUAGUUAGGGAUUUUUUUAGUCUCCAUGGUCCAAGUGUUGAUCAUUUAUUCAUUAUGGGUUACAGAAAGAGUUUCAGUUCAAAAGUUACAAGGGAGAGCAAAAGAAAACUUAAUUUAAUUU